ACACCAUCAUUAGCUGUCUGAUAUCACUCAACCUCCACCUGCUGCCUGCUGGUUUCUGAUGACCAGUCUAUGAUAUAAGCAAGCUAUCCUAUGUGUUUGGGGAGGUGGGCGGUGUUGGACUGGAUUCAGAUAUUUGCUGGAUGGAGGCAGGAGAGGGACUGACCGCUCCGCUCAUAUGACAGUCUGAUACCGUGCGGGAAGCAUGUGCGCGUUGCGCGUUUCACUUGGACCGGUGACGCGGCUGCUUUGAUGAGCCGUUUCGGCUGGAAGGAAGAGCUUUCGGACUAGUCUCCAUAUAGGAGGAUUCUGAGGAUAUAACGCAGAUAAACAUCAUGUUAUGCUACAGGCGUCUUUGAUCGUUUUCCAUUAUAUUGUUAUAAGAGAACCAUGAGCACUGUGGAGGAGGAGCCGGACCACAUGAUACCAUGAAGAGAAGCCUGCAGGUCCUGCCCCACCAGCUGCUGAGUGUUCUACUGAUUCUGUUUGUGCCAGUUGGGCUGGUGUUCUCUGCAGAGGAGCUUCACCCCAGCCAAACCCCUCGGGACCUUGUCUCCAUGUCAACGAGCAGCAGAACCCUUGCCACCCUCUCACCGGGGCCCUUGAGCUGGCAGGAGGGUUCUAGCACUGGGGAUCUGCACACACAGGCACUGGCCUCUCUAGAAGCCAUCCUUAGACCCACUACUGUACACCCAUUCCAGACACCGAAGACCACUGUACCUUCUGCCGUAGAUCAGACAUCAACUGUAGGGGUCCACCCCAGGGAUCAGGCACCACCUCGAAUCCCUCUUUCAGAAGCACCCCAACUGACCUCUGGAAGUAUGUUCACCAGAGUCCAUGUCCAGAACUUUAGCACUAAUACCGAUAAGCCGAGUACAAUCAGUAGAAAGCCAGUGAACCAGUUUGGAAACCAAACCACAAAUUCUGGCUCUGGUCUUUCUUUUUUCUCAGGGACUGAAAGUAAUGUGGCCCCUGGUGCCAAGGGCCUUUCAGAGACCCGAGACACUGGAGAGAUGGGAGAAGGGGACCCCACUGAUCCCAUACAGCAUCCUUCAUUAUUUUCAAAAUUAAAAACCCACAAAGGGCAGAACUCGAACAAGUCGGCUCCACAGCACGCCAUUACAUCACGUGACGUGUCUUCAACAGAGAAUCCCACUCUCCCUUUGGCUUUGGCACAAACUGGCAUCCAGUCUCCUUCCCCAGCUCUCGCCCCACCUUCCAACCGAAUUACCACAUCCAAUCCCACUUCUUUAAUGGAGAAUGGAAGCUAUGUGGAAUUGAUGACCACUGAUUCUCUUGUCCCCCUGAUUAAUGUCACAGACGUUGUCAACAGCACUGGAGCCUCAUGGCCUGCAGCGAAUGAUUCGGACACAUCAGAGGCACCCUCCACAGCUAGCGGGAGCUUCAUGAACAGGCAGGUCCCAGCCACCACAGAAGGCCCAUGGGGGUCUGGAAACCAGUCGGGUCCUGCGCGGAGUCCUCCUCAAAAAAAAAACACCAUCUGCCUGGACAAAAUGGACAUUGUGUGGUUUGUUCUUGCCAUUAGCGUGCCUGUCUCCUCAUGCUCCGUGCUACUUACUGUAUGUUGUAUGAGGAAAAAGAAGAAGUCAGCUACUCAGGAGAACAACUUGAGCUACUGGAACGACGCCAUCACCAUGGAUUACUUCACCCGCCAUGCUGUGGAGCUCCCACGCGAGAUACAAUCACUAGAGACUGAGGAACAAGAGACGUGUCUGCCCCCUAAUGGUGACUACAGCGACAGUGGCGUGGUUCUGGUUAACCCCUUUUGCCAAGAGACUCUCUUUAUCAACAGAGACAAGGCCUCUGAUAUCUAAACACACUAUAUUAAAAGGAGACAAAAUCCCUGAGGAUUUUCCUCUCUCUUUUAUUUGCUUGCAUUUUUUAAGAAUAUAUAUAAAUAAAUAUAUAUAUAUAUAUAUAUACAUAUAUGUGGUGAACCUUCAGAGACUGCGGUUUAUAUAUGAAACUGGUUUCAAGGAGCUGAAAGAAUAUUACAAAAAAGAACAAAUGCUAUUUACUAUGAGGGGGAACCCUUGCAUAUUUUUCUGAUGUGGAUUUUCUACCAAUGCUUUGUUGUGAUAAGGGUUUUUAUGUCUUUUUUGAAUAAAAACAGUAAGUGUUGUUGCUCUUAUGUUCCAGUGGCUUUGGUGGUGCAAAGUGCUGAGAAACAUGGCGCGUGGUGUAAGGAUGCUUGUGUGACGUUACCCAAAAUACUUAAUACGAUUACUUAAAAAGCCUGCCGCACUUGAAUUCCGUAUGUAAGGGGAUGCAGGGGUAAAGGGCAUUGAUUCUGGAACGGUUCUGGGAUGGGUACUGCAGCAACCCUCGCGUCCCUCAUGGAGGAACUUGAGUUGAUUGCCUGUUUGCAUUUGAUGGAGGACGAAUCAUGACUUUCUGAGAUGAUUGUCCCCAGAUGAGUCACCAGCCAAAAGACAAAACAACCAUUGUCCCAUUCCUUAGAUGUCUGAGAUGUUUUCAUGUGUGUAAAUGUCUUGUUGCAUGCAUCUUUUCUGAUUUGAGGUGUAUGUGUGUCUUUGGACUAGAUAUGAAACAGGAUUUUGUUUCUAUCAAGAUUUCGUUGUUACACCCUACCACCCUAAAAUUCACGUCGACAGUUGCACAAGCAAGUAGAAAAAAUGCUUAAAUGCCAAUGACAUGCCUCUUACAAAGCCCUUUGUAUGGUAAUGUUACUGUGCUCCACAUUUCACAUCAUAUAUGUUCAUAUUGUAUGUGUUUGUGUUCAACUUAGCAGGGCUAAGCAUUAUACUGUAUAACUGUAGUGGAAAUGCAUUUUUUUUUUUUUUAAAUAAACCAUUGUAUUUGUUUAUUUGCUACGUCAUGCUCUGAUGAAAAUGGCACUAUUAUUGCUUCACAGGUUGGCUGAAUAUAUAUAUUUUGUUAGAAGACACAUGUUUUUCUUAGUGAAGGGUGAAUGAGUGUGCUUGUGGUUCUGUCUGUCUAUCUCUCUGUCCCUUGUGUGAACACUGAAGAGAAUAAAUGAGACCAAAAUGAAUUCCUUAUAUUUCUCUUUGAUUCUCAGUGCUUACUGCUGUAUUGUACAGUUUUUUAGAUGAAUGUCAAUGAUAUCACUGGAUGUAAUAGAGUGUAAUUGUUAGAUAUAAAGACAUACAGAUUAACUAUUUUAUUUUGUACUUUCUUUGACUAUGCGCCACUAAGGUUGGUAACAUGUUUUAAGACCAUAUCAUCAUUUUUUCUUUACAUAUCUCAUUUUAUUUUUCUGUGUGCUUAGCAGAUUUUUAUAUAUUGUUUUAUAUGUAUUUUUUAUUUUAUUUUUUUUCAUUGUUUCCGUCCUUUUUUGUGUGCUGGCAUGAGUUUUAGAUAUGUAAGCAGAGGGGGCGGUAAUUGCUCAGCUGACAAGAAAAAAACUGCUCUCACAUAUUAUGAAUCAUGUCUAAUCUUUUGUAGCACAUAAACUGUACUUUUUACUGCUGAGCAAUACAAAUAAAAAGGCUUUAAAGGCUU
Molecule: messenger RNA, 3501 nt
Organism: Ctenopharyngodon idella (grass carp)
Lineage: Eukaryota; Metazoa; Chordata; Actinopteri; Cypriniformes; Xenocyprididae
Gene: tmem108
Product: transmembrane protein 108
Exons: 6
Coding region: 426-1832 (468 amino acids)
Biological process (GO): postsynaptic density organization; retrograde axonal transport; dendrite extension
Cellular component (GO): early endosome; postsynaptic density; axon
Source: RefSeq, a predicted model, not a curated record